AUGGACUUCGAAAACGUGAACCCACUGAACGUCCGGCUGAACGCGAUCUCAGGCAAUUUGUUGCCGAUGUCCGCCGGCGACAAGCUGUUCCCAGGGACUUGGAAGAUAUACAGUGCUCUUGUGUGGUUACUUCAGCUGACUCAGCUUGUCGCUCUGUUCCUGGGGAUGAUGUUCGUGCCGGUGGAAGAGGCUUUAAUAAACGGCACCACCACCAUCGUGGUCUCCACCGAGCUGUUCUUCAUAGUCGCGCGGAUUCACGUGUGCAGGUGUCUGGUGAUGCGGCUGAUCGGGAAGCUGAACGAUAUACUGAGCGCCGACGACGACAUCAUGAGAAACGUCGUCCGAGCGACCCUAAACCCUACGGAUCGGCCGCUCAAGUUCUACUGGGCGACCGCCGUAUUCGCGAUAGCCUCUUGGAAUGGUGCGGCGAUCGCGGUAGUAUUCACGAAGAAUACCUUCACCUAUGAAGAUUACAGCAUGCCGGCCGCCUUUUCGAAACAGCCGUUUUCCACCGGCACUUUUCUCAUGGGGAGCCUCGUGGUGUUCCUUGGCACUAUGUACAACUGCACGAAGAAGGUCGGCGCGGACGUGUACAUGAUACACCUGGUGCUGCUGAUGACGACGCAGUAUCGAUACAUCGCGGUCAAACUCGCCGAGAUUUUUCGCGGGGGAAAUUUUGCGCCAAGUGACGAUGGUUCUCAGGAGAGAUUUGAUUUCGAGAUGAACCGACGGGCGGAAAGAGAGAUGAGAGCGUUAUGCAGACGUCACAAUGCCGUCGUUCAAAUGACGUUUGCGCUGAAGAAAUUGCUGUCAUUAAUCUUCAGUCUAAUUUACGUGAACAGCGUUUUUCGAUUUUGCUUUAUCGCCAUUAUGCUCAGCGCAAUACCAUCGCAGCCUCUCUUGAUAGGAUUCUUGAUCCUUGCGUAUACAUCCGGCGCAAUGGUACAGCUUUACACGCUGUGCUCCGGCGUGCAGCAACUGUUAGACGCGAGUACAGAACUGACGAAUGAAGCAUUUCACGAGGAUUGGUACCGCUUCGGACCGUCAGUGAAACGUUCUUUCAUGUUCCUGAUAAUGGCGAAUAACAUGGAAUGCAAACUCGCGACUUUCGACAAGUUCAAUCUAUCUCUACCUUCGCUAAUGACAAUCUUAAAUCAAUCGUAUUCCGUCGCCUUGCUGUUUCUAAAAAUGCAGUGA
Odontomachus brunneus is the source of this 1197-nucleotide messenger RNA. RefSeq lists its product as uncharacterized. Lineage: Eukaryota; Metazoa; Arthropoda; Insecta; Hymenoptera; Formicidae. Gene Ontology annotation, molecular function: olfactory receptor activity; odorant binding. Gene Ontology annotation, biological process: detection of chemical stimulus involved in sensory perception of smell; sensory perception of smell. The record is from RefSeq and is a predicted model, not a curated record. Gene Ontology annotation, cellular component: plasma membrane. The transcript has 5 exons. Bases 1 to 1197 code for a protein of 398 amino acids.